Messenger RNA from Cavenderia fasciculata, 987 nucleotides. RefSeq lists its product as uncharacterized. NCBI's taxonomy places the organism in Eukaryota, Evosea, Eumycetozoa, Acytosteliales, Cavenderiaceae. The coding region runs from base 1 to 987 and encodes 328 amino acids. Gene Ontology annotation, biological process: mitochondrial respiratory chain complex IV assembly. The record is from RefSeq and is a predicted model, not a curated record. The transcript is spliced from 3 exons.
AUGAAUAGAUUUAUCAGUAAAUCAUCAUUGCUAUCUAUAUCUGCUGCUUCAGCUGCUGUAGCAGUACCAAAUAGAUUGAUAUCAAGAUCAUUCUCAUCUUGGACUAUCAAUCAUAGUAAUAAUAAUAAUAAAAGUAUUAAUACCAUCAACAAAUAUACAUCACUUGAUAAUAAAUAUAGAUUAUAUACUACUGAACCACCAAAACAACCAGAACAACAACCAAAACAAGAAGAACAACCAAAACAAGAAGAACAACAAAAAGAAUCAAAUGAAGAAAAGUAUACAAACAAGAAACAAAUUACAUUUGCUAGUUUAUUUGCAGCAUUAUUCUUUGGUGGUUUAGGAUGGUUGUAUUAUGAUCAUUUAAUGGUUCAAAAGAGAGAAAAGAUUAAACAAAUUGAAACCUAUGGUACUAGUUCAAUUGGAGGAGGAUUUUCAUUGAUUGAUGAGAAUGGUAAAGCAGUAUCUGAUCUUGAUUUCAGAGGAAAGUAUAUGUUUCUCUACUUUGGUUUCACGUAUUGUCCAGAUGCAUGUCCAGCCGAAUUGGAUAAAAUGACAAUCGUCUUGAACAAUCUCGAAAAACAUAAUCUAUUGGAUAGUAUUGUUCCUGUUUUCAUUACUAUUGAUCCAUGGAGAGAUACUGUAGAACAAAUUAAACAAUAUAUUCAUGAAUUCCAUCCAAAAUUUGUUGGAUUAACAGGAACACCAGAACAAAUUACAAAAUUGGCAAAAGGAUAUAGAGUGUUUAUUAGUAAAGCAGGUAAAGGAGAUAGUUAUUUGGUAGAUCAUACAAUUAUCGAAUAUUUAAUUGGCCCAGACGGUAAAUUUAUUGAAUUUUAUGGUUCGAAUCUAAAUGCCGAUCAAGUCACUGAAAAGAUUUUAGAACGUAUGGCUCAAGGUGGAAAGGGUGGAGCAAAUAGAGGUGAAAUUAUUCGUGAAAAGAGUCUUGUCGAUCAAGUAUAUGAUUUUUUGACUGACAAAAUUUAA